ACGUGCAGCAGCUGCUGCUGGUUAAAGAAGAGGUUCCCCCUAAACAGCAGGAGUGUAGUUCCAGUCUGGACCAGGAGGACCCAGAGCCCCCCUCACACAUUAAAGAGGAACAGGAGGAACUCCGUAUCAAUCAGGAGGGAGAGCAGCUUCAAGGGCUGGAGGAGGCUAUCACCAAGUUCACAUUCACUCUUGUCCCUGUGAAGAGUGAGGAUGAUGAAGAGAAACCUCAGUCCUCACAGCUUCAUCAAAGACAAACUGAACACAUGGAAACAGGAGCUGAUGGAGAGGACUGUGGAGGACCAGAACCAGCCAGGAACUCAGAUCCAGAGACACAUUUACAGCCAGAUACUGAGGACAAGACUGGAGACUCUUCUGACACUGAUGACAGUGAGGAUUGGAAGGAGACCAGAGAACCCCCGUCAGGUCUUGGAAAUGUAGAAGUCCCCGUCAGUGUUUCCAGAAGUAGUGCUUUAGAGAAACCAUUCAGCUGCUCUGAGUGUGGGAAAACAUUUGGCGCCAGGGGAAAUCUGAACAGACACAUAAUAGGUCACACAGGAGAGAAACCAUUCAGUUGCUCAGUCUGUAAGAAAUCUUUUCCACAGAGAACAAAUUUAAAGAAACACAUGAGAACUCACACAGGAGAGAAACCAUUCAGCUGUUCAGUCUGUAAGAAAUCUUUUCCACAGAGAGGAAAUUUAAAGAAACACAUGAAUAUCCACACAGGAGAGAAACCAUUCAGGUGCACAGUCUGUAAGAAAUCUUUUGCACAUAGAGGAAUUUUAAAGAACCACAUGAGAACUCACACAGGAGAGAAACCAUUCAGCUGCAUUGUUUGUGACAGAAGAUUUGCCCGACGUUAUCAGGUCAAACAACACAAGUGUGAUGUUCCUCAGUCCUCACAGCUUCAUCAAACUCAAACUGAGGAGACCAGAGAACCUCCGUCAGGUUUAAACUCUCUGGGAAAUGAAGAAGUCCCCGUCAGUAAUUCCAGAAGUAGUGCUGGAGACAAUCCAUUCAGCUGCUCUCAGUGUGGGAGAAGAUUUGGCGCCAGGGGAUCUCUGAACAGACACAUGAGAACUCACACAAUAGAGAAAGGAUUCAGCUGCUCAGUCUGUAAGAAAUCCCUUACAAAGAAAGCUAAUUUAAAGAAACACAUGAGAACUCACACAGGAGAGAAACCAUUCAGCUGCUCAGUCUGUAAGAAAUCUUUUCCACAGAGAGUAAAUUUAAAGAAACACAUGUAUGUCCACAUAGCAGAGAAACCAUUCAGCUGCUUAGUCUGUAAUAAAUCUUUUGGACAGAGAGGAAUUUUACAGAACCACAUGAGAACUCACACAGGAGAGAAACCUUACAGCUGCUCAGUUUGUGAUGGAAGAUUUUCGAUAAAGACUCAUCUUAAACUACACAUGAGAACUCACACGGGAGAGAAACCAUUCAGCUGCAGUGUUUGUGACAAAAGAUUUGCCCGACGUGAUCAGGUCAAAACACAUAAGUGUGUUGGUCGUCAGUCCUCACAGCUUCAUCAAACUCAAACUGAGGAGAACAGAGAGGCACAGCCACCAGCCAGUAGCUCAACUGAACACAUGGAAACAGGAGCUGAUGGAGAGGACUGUGUAGGACCAGAACCAGCCAGGAACUCAGAUAGAGAAAGACAUUUACAGCCAGAUACUGAGGACAAGACUGGAGACUCUUCUGACACUGAUGACAGUGAGGAUUGGAAGGAGACCAGAGAACCUCUGUCAGGUUUAAACUCUCUGGGAAAUGACGUCCUCGUCAGUGAUUCUAGAUGUAGUGCUGGAAAGAAACCAUUCAGCUGCUCUGAGUGUGGGAAAACAUUUGUCUUGAAAGGAAAUCUGAAUCUACACAUGAGAACUCACACAGGAGAGAAACCAUUCAGCUGCUCAGUCUGUAAGAAAUCUUUUGGACGGAGAAGUCAUUUACAAAAACACACAAGAACUCACACAGGAGAGAAACCUAAUAGUUGCUCAGUUUGUGAUGCAAGAUUUACUUGCAAGGAUAAUCUGAAUCUACACAUGACAAUCCACACAGGAGAGAAACCAAAUAUCUGCUCUGUGUGUGGGAGAGGAUUUCGUCGGAAAGUAGAUCUAAAAAGUCACAUGUUAACUCACACAGGAACAAAACCAUUCCGCUGCUCAGUUUGUGAGAAAUCUUUUACACAGAGUGGAAGUUUAAAGGAACACAUGAGAAUCCACACAGGAGAGAAACCAUACAGCUGCAGUGUUUGUAACAAAAUAUUCACCUGGCGUCGACAGGUCAAAAAACACAAGUGUGUUGGUCCUCAGUCCUCACAGCUUCAUCAAACUGAGGAGAGCAGAGAGGCAGAGCCUCCAGUCAGCAGCUCAACUGAACACAUGGAAACAGGAGCUGAUGGAGAGGACUGUGGAGGACCAGAACCAGCUGUUAAAUGAAAUUAUUUGUUACAGCAAUCUCCUGCGGACGACCUUCCACAUUAUGUAACGUAACGGCAAAUUUACUUCUGUAGCUGUUGUAACGUAGCUCUAAUAUGCGUCAGUGUGUUUAAACGUUUUGUGUACUAUCAAGUGUUUUCUCCCUGCGUAAUGUAACUCAGACCUUUGCCUUCCCACUGCGUUAGUGUUGGUACGAUUCUAAAAUUACAAUUUUGAUUCUGAUCUUUCUCAGUCAGUCUGAAACUCCCACACGGCCGACUUUUUCUUUCACUUAUUUGUAAACUAAGCCGGUUUAAGUUCUUUUUAUCUGAACGAUCUCAGUUUGUACGUUUUAACGAUGAAUCCUCCGUGCCAGCCAAAGUUAGUCAUGGAGUCCCGCAAGGUUCUGUACUUGGACCUUUUCUAUUCACCUUAUAUAUGCUUCCUUUAGACAAUAUUAUAAGAACCACUCCAUAAACUUUCGUUGUUAUGCGGAUGAUAAAUAAAACCAUAGGAAACCGUGUUUACCGUUUCCCGAGUCCGACCGCAAAUAACCAACAUUUGGCCAGCGCUAAAUUAAUGGGCCGCAACAUAUAAACAUCGGCCGCUAGUGAUAAAACAACGAUACCGGCAGAUCAAUCGGAGCAUCCUUAUUCUGUGUCUUUGUUGCUUUAGGCGGGAACAUUCAUGUAUGAGCCUGCAUGUGUACAGUACCCUCCACCCCCGGAAAACGGGUUCCCCCAAAUGCCAUGGAGUGAAACAAACACUUCCUCAUGUUGCAGCGUUGCUUUUCAGACUUGCAUCCGGAAAUGAGUUUCUGAUCAAACCCAUUAACUGCACACUUAGGGAAAAAUUCAUAAAAGGAUUGUGCGGCUAUUGCCGCCUCGAAUAUAUAUUAUAUUAUAACCUGCACGAAUAACAAAAAGAAAUGCAGCCUGAACUGUGCUGCCAAGCAAAGAGCGUUUCGGUGCUCCUGUGCUAGUUACACAUGUUUAAAUGAGAUAAUGUUUCACACGCAAUUACACUGCAAUUAUUAGAAUCUUCAGAGUUGGUGCUAACGGAAGCACAUUUGUAAAGAGUGUCUGAUGAAAAUCCUGUAUUUUGGGAUGUAUUGACAGUUGUGUUUUGAGAAAUAAAUGAAUUAAGCUCCACUACAGGUCAUUUAUUACCAUUAUUUUAUACAUGAGAGAAAAAGUGCAUUAAAACAACGGUGCCGAUGUAUUGUUCUGAAGCGCAUUCAACCUUAGGGUCGUGUUGGCUGUAAUAUUCUAAUCGCAAAAUCUUUUGUAAACUGGACCUUGAGACGGGACAGAGCGGUUUGUAAAUGAUGCACAGUUCAUGGAGAUAUCAGUGGCCGCAAUCCAUUCUUUGUGACUUCUCCCCAGAUAGUACAAUCACUUGUGUUCUAAUAGAAGUUCUUGUGAAGAUUUUUCUUUCUUUCAAUAAAACACAAUGUGUUGACUGCC
Molecule: messenger RNA, 3874 nt
Organism: Cottoperca gobio
Lineage: Eukaryota; Metazoa; Chordata; Actinopteri; Perciformes; Bovichtidae
Product: oocyte zinc finger protein XlCOF22-like
Exons: 1
Biological process (GO): regulation of DNA-templated transcription
Molecular function (GO): DNA-binding transcription factor activity, RNA polymerase II-specific; RNA polymerase II cis-regulatory region sequence-specific DNA binding
Source: RefSeq, a predicted model, not a curated record